This is a messenger RNA of Ambispora leptoticha, 239 nucleotides long. NCBI's taxonomy places the organism in Eukaryota, Fungi, Glomeromycota, Glomeromycetes, Archaeosporales, Ambisporaceae. The record is from the annotation of a GenBank genome assembly.
GCAGCGGCUACCGAACCAUUACCAAAAAAUAUAUUGACGAAAAAGGUAAUUUUCAGGAAACCCGCCAAGAAAAAACUGGUGAAACUGACCAAAUUACGGCUCGAGCCAUUUUUUAUCGAGAAAUUAUUCGUAAACUUCCCCAAGUUAGGGGAAUAAUUUUACUAGACGACCCCAAAUUCGAUGCUCUAAUUGGCUUUAAAUCUAACGUUUACGAGCAAAUUGUUAAAGUUGCAGAUGAA